UUAUUCUGGGACACUCCCAUUGUCAGAGCAAAUAACCGGAAUCUCAGCUUCAUCCUCCUGGUCUCUCUCAUGCUGAGCUUCCUCUGUGUGUUUCUGUUCCUCGGUCGUCCUGUGGAUAUAACCUGCAAGCUGCGUCAAACCUCUUUUGGGAUCAUCUUUUCAGCAUCUGUAUCUUCUGUAUUGGGCAAAACUAUCAUGGUUUAUAUGGCUUUCAAAGCUACUAAACCAGGCAGCAUGUGGGUUGGGGUCAAAGUGUCUAAUACCAUAGUUCUGAUCUGCUCAUCUAUCCAGAUCCUGAUUAAUGUUCUUUGGUUGUGCAUUUCUCCUCCUUUUCAAGAACUGGACAUGCACUAUUACCCUGGAAAGAUCAUCAUUCAGUGUAAUGAAGGCUCAGUUAUUGCGUUCUACUCUGUUCUGGGUUAUAUGGGGGUUCUGGCAGCUGUUAGUUUUAUUAUUGCUUAUUUUGCCAGGACAUUACCAGACAGUUUUAAUGAGGCCAAGUACAUCACCUUCAGCAUGCUGCUGUUCUGUAGUGUGUGGAUUGCAAUGAUCCCGGCCUAUCUGAGCACAAAAGGGAAAGACAUGGUGUCUGUAGAGAUCUUUGCCAUAUUAACUUCUAGUGCUGGCUUGUUAGGCUGUAUAUUUUUUCCUAAAAUUUACAUAAUGCUUAUAAAACCUGAAAUGAAUACCAAAAGACAUCUUCUGGACAAAAUAAAGUCAUAA
This is a messenger RNA of Pelobates fuscus (common spadefoot toad), 723 nucleotides long. Its product is annotated as vomeronasal type-2 receptor 26-like. NCBI's taxonomy places the organism in Eukaryota, Metazoa, Chordata, Amphibia, Anura, Pelobatidae. Gene Ontology annotation, molecular function: G protein-coupled receptor activity. Gene Ontology annotation, cellular component: plasma membrane. The record is from RefSeq and is a predicted model, not a curated record. The transcript has a single exon. Gene Ontology annotation, biological process: G protein-coupled receptor signaling pathway. The annotation marks the transcript as partial.